GUCCAAUUCAAUACAUAGACAACAAUUCAGUAUACCGUUCCAUUAAUUACAACUCAAUUCAAGAUCUAUUAAUUUAGAGUUUUACGUCAGGCCGGCUGCAAUGGCUCAGUCGUUGGUUUGUCAUGUUAUGUUACUUAUGAUAUUCAUACUGGUGGCUCUUGCUGAUGCCCAAACUCCACCUGGAAUUAACAACCCUAGCCAUGCAACUUGUAAGGACCCGAGUUACAAAGAAUGUCAUAACUUGGUGCAUGUUUGUCCAAAGUUUUGUCCAGAUAGCUGCACUGUUAAUUGUCAAUCAUGCAAACUGUUUGUGGUGGCGACAUUGCACCACACCACCAGUGUACACACCUCCAACACCAACACCUUACUCACCACCCACCCCUCCCACACCACACUUUACCACCAACAUAGUCCACACCUCCAACACCAACACCCCAUCCACACCCUCUCCCACAACCCCCACACCACCAGAAGAGUCCACACCUCCAACCCAACACCAUCGUCACCACCUCCAACCACCCCUGCAUCACAGCACCACAAAAGAGUCCGACACCACCAACACCAUCCUCACCUGCACCUCCUACAUGGUCUACUCCACCUUCGAAACCAAAGAAAGUCAAGUGCAAAAACCACAAUUACACAAAAUGUUAUGCCUCCGAGCAUGUCUGCCCUGCUUCUUGUCCUGGUCAAUGUGAAGUUGAUUGUGUUUCUUGCAAGCCAGUUUGCAACCCUCGUUUCAUUGGUUGUGGAGACGGCAUCACUUUCUACUUCCAUGGAAAGAAGGAUCAAGAUUUCUGCCUUGUUGCCGAUAACAACCUCCACAUCAAUGGCCACUUCAUUGGGAAGAGAAACAGAAACAUGGGCAGAGACUUACUUGGGUCCAAUCUAUGGGAUUCUUUUCGACAACCACAAAGUACAAAUCAGUGCUCAAAAGACUUCUUCUUGGGAUGACACCAUUGACCGUAUCUCUGUUACAUUUGACGGGGAAAACAUCUUUAUCCCAAAAAGCGAAGGUGCCAAAUGGCAAUCUUUUACGACAUCAAUCACUAGGAUUCAUGACACCAACCAUAUCGUUGUUGAAGUUGAAAACCUCUUCAGGAUCACAGCCAAAGUGGUUCCAAUAACAAAUGAAGAAUCAAGAAUCCAUAACUAUGAUAUAACCAAUGACGAUUGCUUUGCUCAUCUUGAUCUCAAGUUCAAGUUCUUCUCCUUGAGUAACGAAGUGGACGGAGUUCUGGGACAGACUUAUAGGAAUAACUAUGUGAGCAAGGUGAAGAUGGGGGUGUUAAUGCCUGUGAUGGGAGGAGAUAGUAAGUUUGUGAGUACCAAUUCAUUUACAACUGAUUGUUCUGUUGCUAAGUUUAAGGGUAGCCAGGAAGACGGAUCCUCAUUGAACUUGCAUUGCCAAGCUUGA
This is a messenger RNA of Lactuca virosa, 1414 nucleotides long. The record is from the annotation of a GenBank genome assembly. Lineage: Eukaryota; Viridiplantae; Streptophyta; Magnoliopsida; Asterales; Asteraceae.